AUGGCCAUUGUCGACCCGGCGACCAGAUCUGCAGCGCACAUUCGUCCCAGUAGCUGGGCCGAUGGCCUUCGGGGAAUCGCCGCUCUAUUCGUAGUUGCAAGCCAUGUCUGUCUUUCCUUUGCGACGUAUUUGAUUCCGCCAUCUUUCUCGGAAACUGGAACAUCAAUUCUAUUCCAGCGUCCAUUUUUCCGAUUGGUGAUUCAGGGUCAGGCGUGGGUAGCCAUAUUUAUGGUACUACUGGGAUUUGUGAAUGCCCUCAAGCCACUCCAGCUAGCCCGCCGUGGGGCUACUUCCGAUGCCCUCAGCGCCCUAUCGACUGGUGCCUUUCGGCGCAAGGGGAGGCUUGUCUUCCCCGCAGCCCUUAUGACAUUUCUUGCUUGGCUCUUGUGUCAGUUUGGGGUGUUCCAAUUGGCUCGCCAGGUAGAUGCAUACUGGUUGCGGGCAACAAGUCCGAAACCAAGCUCUUCUUUGCUCACGGCCGUCGUUGAUCUAGUUCGAGAAGUCACUGGCACUUGGUUCUAUGGGGAGAAUGCCUACGAUCAACCACAAUGGGCGUUGAAACAUCUUUUCCGUGGCUCGUUAUAUGUCUUCAUGACAAUGCUGGCCUUGGUGAAUACCACGCCACUGUUUCGCAUUUGCGCCCAAAUGGUUCUCUACGCCUAUGCUUGGAUCACGCUUGAUGGGGCUGUCGGUACCAACAUCUUCGCUGGAAUGAUAAUGGCCGAAAUGUCAUUUUACAACCUGUCUGCUCUUCAGCCCCGCCUGUUGUUUAGAGCCCUUCCCUAUGGACUCGUCACACUAGGCUUAUACAUCUGCUCCUAUCCCGAUGAGUACUCAAACCAAACGGAAUGGUCUUCUCAGCUCGCAUCCCUAGCCCAGACCAUCUUUCCGAAAGAUGCCAAUGUUAGCAGAUACUAUGCCAGUCUAGGAGCACAGAUGAUCUGCCUCGGCGUGAUGCUGUCGCCCUUCUUACGACGGAUACUCUCCCACCCGAGUCUUUUAUGGCUUGGAUCAAUCAGUUUCCCGCUCUAUCUGAUACACGGGCCUCUCAUGCGCUCUGUGUUGGUCUAUCUUGUCUACUUGCCCAUGUCAAUCGGCUUCAAGCCAAGUUUGCUAUCAGAUGGUACCGUUAAUCCGGAGUCCUAUAUUCCUACUCCGAGCCCAUUCCGACUGGCUGUGAUUCUGGUUAUAUUCUUUGUAUUCUUGCUCUAUGUUGUUCAACAGUGGACAAAAUAUGUUGAGCCGAAGAUGGCCGCAUUGACGAAUGCUUUCGAGAAAUUCUCCAGAUUGUGGGGGAAAAAUGGGACAUGGGCUUUCCGGGGAAAUGGUACCUUAUUGCCUGUCAAUUCUAACAAAGAAAUCAAGGCAUGA
Messenger RNA from Penicillium nucicola, 1371 nucleotides. RefSeq lists its product as uncharacterized. The transcript is spliced from 3 exons. The record is from RefSeq and is a predicted model, not a curated record. Gene Ontology annotation, cellular component: membrane. Lineage: Eukaryota; Fungi; Ascomycota; Eurotiomycetes; Eurotiales; Aspergillaceae. Gene Ontology annotation, molecular function: acyltransferase activity, transferring groups other than amino-acyl groups. Gene Ontology annotation, biological process: polysaccharide biosynthetic process. The coding region runs from base 1 to 1371 and encodes 456 amino acids.